Condylostylus longicornis is the source of this 1081-nucleotide messenger RNA. RefSeq names its product lipase member H-A-like. The transcript is spliced from 8 exons. Gene Ontology annotation, molecular function: lipase activity. The coding region runs from base 26 to 1006 and encodes 326 amino acids. Lineage: Eukaryota; Metazoa; Arthropoda; Insecta; Diptera; Dolichopodidae. The record is from RefSeq and is a predicted model, not a curated record.
UAAAUUUUAUUCUCUUUUAAUUAUUAUGAUUGCGUCAUUUACAACAACAAAUGGUCAAUAUGUCAACUUAACAGCAAUAAAAUUUGUUUAUUAUUAUGGACCUGAAACAAGUGACAAUGAAACUUAUAGUAUUGAAGAGAACUGGAAAAUUUUAAAUCAUCCAUUUUUUAAUAAUAGUAAAAGAACAACAUGUUAUAUACACGGUUAUACUGAAAGUCAAUCAGCUGAAAGUGUUCAAACAAUUAUAAAAGCAUAUUUAACACAAAUCAAUGAAUUUAAUUUGAUUACAUUGGAUUGGAAAAAAUUGGCUAGUGGACGGUAUAUUAGUGAUGCUGUUAAAAAUGCUUUAAUAUUAGGUGAUUUAUUAGGUGAAGUCUUUAUUAGAUUCUUUAAGAAUGGUAUGAAUUUAGAAAAAUUUCAUUUUAUUGGUCAUUCAUUGGGUGCACAAUUAGCAGGUCUUAUAGGUAGAAGUAUACAAAGAAAUUCAGAUGGAGAAAUUAAAAUUCCAAGAAUAACCGGAUUAGAUCCUGCUUUCCCAGGCUUUUAUAUAUUUCCAUUACGAAAGGCUCUUAAUGCUGAUGACGGAGAUUUUGUUGACAUUAUUCAUACAGAUGGAUUAAUAUAUGGGGCUCCACUUAGCAUUGGAACUGUUGAUUUUUGGCCUAAUCGUGGUAGUUUUACACAACCUAGCUGCCCUAAAAGAAACUUUAAAAUAUUAAGCGAAAAUGAUGUGUGUAGUCAUCAUCAAGCAUGGAAAUUUUGGGCUGAAAGUGUUACGAAUUUAUAUAAUGUUGAAUUUUUUGCUGCAAAAGCUUUAUCAUGGCAGGAUUUUCGUAUUCGAUCACAAUUUAUGAAAUUACCAUUAGCUAAAAUGGGAAUAAAUUGUCCAAAAAAUAUUUCUGGAAAAUAUUAUUUGCAAACAAAUCCAAAAUCACCAUUUGCUAGAGGCUUAGAUGGCGCCAUCUAUAAUAAUAAGCUACAAAAUAAAAUAAAAAAACUUAAUUAAUAUUAUUAAAAUUAAAUUAUAUAGAAUUUAAGUGAUUAUUUUAAUAUUUCGAUUUUAUUUGCUAAUAAUUGUAAA